GAGCCUGCCUCCUUUAAAAGGUUAAUAUCCGGCUUCUCCACGACGCGUCAUAAAGCCAAAGGUAGAGCUCCUUCGUCCGCCUUCGCUUCCUUGGAAAAGAAGAAAGGGGCUCCCAUCUUUUUCCCAAAGCCCAAACCCUAGAGCAGUCACAGAGGCUGAAGAUGCAAUUUGUUUAGUGCUCUUUCGAUCCCUCGGUUUCGUGUUCUUGUUCGGCAGAUUCGAGUAGCAAAAAGCUCUUUAUUUCGUUUUGGAAUAUCGGUACGCUUUAGCUGGUAGCAGCAGGAGAGGAGAUCCAGCGAUGCCGGCGAUUGCGCUGCAGUCUUUGCCCCUGGGUUUUCGGUUCCAACCUAAGGACGAGGAGCUCGUCAACCACUACCUCAAGAACAAGAUCACCGGCCGGAUCAAAUCCGAAGUGGAAGUCAUCCCGGAGAUUGAUGUCUGCAAGUGCGAACCGUGGGAGCUUCCUGCGAAAUCCCUGAUCAAGUCGGAGGAUCCCGAAUGGUUCUUCUUUGCGCCAAAGGAUCGGAAGUAUCCGAGCGGUCACAGGUCCAAUCGCGCAACCAAGCACGGCUACUGGAAGGCCACUGGAAGGGACCGGAUGAUACGGUCUUCUGGGGGGAAGGGUUUGGUUAUCGGCAUGAAAAAGACGCUGGUUUUCCAUGAAGGACGAGCUCCAAAGGGUGUCCGGACUUACUGGAUUAUGCACGAGUACCGCACAACUGAGCCGGAAUUUGAAUCUGGUGAUGAGGGCAGUUAUGUCCUUUAUCGCUUAUUUAACAAAAAGUCUGAAGAGAAAAGUCCCAGCUCCAAGACUGAUGACUCGGAGAUCCAUGAUUUUUCCCCUGAUGGAAUGCAAAACGGUGUUGAUGCUGUAGGGGAAAUUGAAAUUCAGUCAAACCAUGAAUCUCCAAAGUCUGUCUUGCAAGAAGGACCGAUAGAGAGUCCUGGUUCUGCUAAAAAGCAGCUCGACGGUAUUGAGAUGUGGGUUGCUGAUAAAGGUCAGUGUUCAACUAGAGCCCCUGUAAACCCAGAGACAGAUUGCUGUAAUAUGGCUUUGCUCAAUGAAGAGACUAAAUUGGGAGAAACGGCUGACCCUCUGCAAGAUUUUUUAUUCCAACUUUGUGAUGGUGUGGAUGAACGAGUAGGCCAUGGUUUUUCCAAUAUCAGUUCUCCAAUGCUGCAAAUCCCAGACAAUCCUUCGAGCAGUGUCAUGAACCAGGAAUCCCAUAUGGGAUCCAAUCCAUUUGAUGAUGAUGACUAUCUGAAUGCAUUAUUGAACUCAAUGCUUGAUUCAGAUGAUUGUUCUUCUGGUGCAUGUAGCUUUCCAAAAGAAUCGCCUGCUGAGAGUUUAGUCAAACAGGCACCCCCCUGGGAUUCUGCAUCAUGCAAGGAUAGUGGAUCAAACAGUGAAAUAGAGAUUGAACCGUGUUUAACCCAGGGUGCUACUUCUCAGCGGUUUCAUGAGUCAUCUCUUUGGUCGAGUGAUUUGUUGCAGAUGGAUGGUUCUUCUCUAUAUCCUGAAUCGGCAACUCAGUUAAGCACCGUAUAUGAAAAUGCUAGUCUAUUUCCUUACGGCAUUACUGGGCCAGACGGAUAUUCAGUUGAUGCUGGUGCAGAAUCUAUGGACGAAUUGUUCAACAGUAUUGAGGAAUUUAAUAACCUGAGCAAAAUAUCUGUUACCACGGAAGAAGAUUCCGAGAUGCCUGGAAUCAAGAUCAGGAGUCCUCAGACAAAUAAUCAUGAACCACCCUCGAGCAAUUCAUUAUCGAAGCAGGGCAUAGCAAUAAGAAGGAUCUGUUUGCAAGGUUACAUCGGGGUACCGUCUACUGGUGCUGAUGCUGAUACUGAAAGUAACCACAUGGUUGACGAUGAAGACAAGAAUUCAAUUCCAAAAGCAUCACAGACUUUGUCUGACAGCACCGAAGAAUCUUCUUCUGAUAAGAGUAUAACUGAUAAACUUAAUGAGAGCAUGGAGAUUGGAAUCAAGAUAAGAGAUCGAGGAGUGCAACAUUCUCCAAAUGCACUUUCCCCACAGGAUAAGCAUUCGAGUAACAAGAGUCUGCUGCAAUCAACUUCUGAUAGUGAAUCACAAGUUGGAGAUAACGAUACCGAGGAAGUGGAAAAUAUUGAGCAGCAGCAUGCUGGAGAUUCUUUGGGUGACAAGAUUUCUGAAGGCAAGGAGAAUACUUUGCCGACUUCUCCCAAUAAGCUCGAGCAGUUUUCUAUUCAUGAUGCAGAUGAAACAACUAGUUCUUCAAGUAACCACCAAAACCCUGAGUCUAUGAUGAGGCUAAGGAAGAAAUCAGCAGAUGGCUGUGAUAAGUCAGUCAAGCAGUCUUCAAAUUCGAUGGGAUUGAUGAAUCAUUCAGUUGUUGCUCAUAUGAUCUAUCUGGUUCUCUCACUGAUGGUUUUGCUAUUUGUUUCUGGGAUUUAUCGGUUAGGGAUCUCAACUGUGGAGUAGUUAUGUGGUAGAUUCUAGCUGUGUCUAAGAGUUAUGUGGUAGAUUCUAUGCUAAUUUUUUUCGGUUUCAUGGCGAUGUUAAAGGUUUAGAAGUUCUGUUGUCAAGCUUGUGUAUUUUUUUCUUUUGGCUUUUUUUGGAUAGCUGACUCUUAUUUAGCAUCUAAAUUUGUAUCUAUGAGUUAUUUUGGUUUCUAGUUUAUAAAAUUAUUUUUGGGUGUGCUCCA
This is a messenger RNA of Zingiber officinale, 2684 nucleotides long. Its product is annotated as protein NTM1-like 9. NCBI's taxonomy places the organism in Eukaryota, Viridiplantae, Streptophyta, Magnoliopsida, Zingiberales, Zingiberaceae. The transcript is spliced from 7 exons. The coding region runs from base 299 to 2461 and encodes 720 amino acids. Gene Ontology annotation, biological process: regulation of DNA-templated transcription. Gene Ontology annotation, molecular function: DNA binding. The record is from RefSeq and is a predicted model, not a curated record.